AAAGGGGAAUCUCUGCGUCAUGCGCAGUGACGUCACGGGAUCUCCUAGUACCUGAGUACUGCGCUGGAGCUUCUGCAUAAUAUCAGCUGGUCCCUGUCAGCGUCGCUUGCCUCUUUACAGCCCACAUGCGCCACAGCUGCUUUUCCUCUGGAGCUGAGGAACAGCACGGAUACUGCAGCGGGGGCAGUGUUGAGCUUUGCUGCUAAAGUCUCACUCGCAGGCACUAAGAGUUGCCAAAGCAGAAGCAUCUCGUUAUCCGCCGCCCCCAUGACCUGAAUGAUGGGGCGGGAGCUACCGGGAAAUCGGGACUAGAAUUACCUCAGCCCUGGAUGCUGUGACUGGAAAGCGUCAAGUACGUGGAGGAGCUGAAACCCAGAGCGCAGGAUUUAUAGGGGGUAUUCUGUGGUGAAUGCCCUUUGCCACUGCAAUCACCAUUCAUGUAUCAUACUGAUCGCGGGGUCUGCACUUCCGAAUACAGCAGCCAUUACUGAUCACUCAGUAUAGGAAAUGUAAUUUUAAGUCAUGUGUUGUGUAAUUUUCAAGAACAUGACUGGUUGUUCCUAUUGAUUGGUAAUUUUACUGGCUCUUUGAGAGAGUAUCGAAAAUGAGUAAUGAGUGGGGCUUAAAGACGAUCUUGUAAAUGUAUAUUUUAUCUGUAAUGGCAGAUCAUCCGCCUCAUCCGCUGGACAGCACAACACUCCUAACCACAGAGAUACCUCUUCUCCCUGCACCCAUUGUUAAUGGAGAAGGAGGUCAACAGGUUAUUCUGGUGCAAGUUAAUCCAGGGGAAGCUUUUACAAUAAGAAGAGAAGAUGGCCAGUUUCAGUGCAUCACAGGCCCUGCUCAGGUUCCAAUGAUGUCUCCAAAUGGCUCUGUUCCCCCCAUAUAUGUGCCUCCAGGAUACGCUCAGCAGGUAAUUGAGGAUAAUGGUGUGCGUAGAGUUGUAGUGGUUCCACAACCCCCUGAGUUCCAUACAGGCAGCCAUGCAGUCAUACAUCGGCCUCCUCCUCCAAUACCAGGAUUCAUUCCUCUGCCGGCUAUGAUGCCUCCCCCACCUCGGCAUAUCUACUCACCAGUGACUGGAGCAGGAGAUGUUGCCUCCCAGUAUACCCCACAGUAUCACCCUGCACAGGUAUAUGGAGAUCUGGAUGCUCUUUCUACACAUGGACGAUCUAACCUCAGAGAUGAAAGAUCCAGCAAAAUACACGAACGACUCCAGAAAAAACUUAAAGACAGACACGGAGUACAGAAAGAGAAGCUGAACAGCCCCCCAUUCUCACCCAAGAAAAGCACUUCUCCAAUAAAUGAAUCAAAUGGACUUAUAAAAGGCCAGAAUUCAGGCUUAAAUACAGGACAAGCAAAGAACAAGCACAAAGGAAAAGGUGGCUCUUCAGGGGAAACAGAAUCACAAGAAAAAGAUGAUGAAACAAAGGCAAUAGAAGCACUGCUCUCAACAGUUUCCAAACCUGUGGCAUCAGAUAUUCAGGCCAGGUCUGUAGCAUUAUCAUGGUCAUCACCUUCCAGCCUUAUCAGUGAGGAAAAUGAUGGGACAUGCAGCCCUAAACCAUACACUUAUGAAGUCCUGUUGUCAAGCAGUGGGAAAGAUGGAAAGUACAAGGUUGCCUAUAGUGGAGAGAAGACCAGUGUUACCAAGGAUGACUUAAGACCUGCAACAGAUUAUCAUGCAAGAGUUCAAGCUGAGUCUAACUGUAUUAAGGGAAGCUUGUCAGAAGCAGUCAGUUUCGCCACGCUGAGCUGUGAACCGGAAACACCAAAUAAUCCACGAAUAACCAAUCGGACCAAAAAUUCACUCACUCUCCAGUGGAAGGCAUCAUGUGACAAUGGCUCUAAAAUAGACCACUAUCUUCUGGAAUGGGAUGAAGGAAAAGGAAACAAAGAGUUCUGCCAGUGUUACGAUGGACCACAGAAGCAGUUUAGGUUAACAAAGUUGUCUCCAGCAAUGGCAUACACAUUCAGACUUGCAGCAAAAAAUGAUAUGGGCAUGAGUGGUUUCAGUGAAGAAGUUCUAUUUUACACCUCAGGCAGUGCUCCUACCACGCCAGCAAGUCCCACAUUAAAUAAAGCAGGAAUAAGUUGGUUAUCCAUGCAGUGGUCUAAACCCUCAGGUACACCAUCUGAUGAAGGAAUUUCUUAUAUUUUGGAAAUGGAAGACGAAACUUCGGGAUAUGGAUUUAAGCCAAUGUACAAUGGUGAUGAUCUUACAUUUACAGUGAAAAACCUUAGAAGAAGUACAAAAUAUAAGUUUAGGGUCAUUGCAUAUAACACUGAAGGCAAGAGCAGCCCAAGUGAGGUGGUGGAGUUUGUGACGUUUCCAGACAGACCGGGAGCACCCUCAAAGCCUUCUGUCAAGGGGAAGGUCCAUGCACAUAACUUCAGGAUAGUUUGGGAUCCACCUAAAGAUGAUGGAGGAGCAUCGAUCACAAAAUAUGUUGUAGAAAUGUCUGAAGACAGCAAUGGAAAUAAGUGGGAUGUCAUAUAUAGUGGAAUGGCCCGAGAAUACCUGUGUGACCAUCUGAGUCCAGGCUCCACCUAUCACCUACAAGUCCAUUGCAUCAGUGAUGGAGGGAAGAGUCAGGUAUCCGACACACUGUCCGUGCAGACUCCAGCUGUGUUCCCUGGGCCCUGCCAGCCACCCAAGCUUCUAGGCAAAGCAAGAGCAAGAGAAGUGCAAAUGAAAUGGGCACCGCCACAGCUGGAUGGUGGUUCUCCAGUCACCUUCUACAGUCUGGAGAUGUUGCCUCCUGAUGCCAAUGAGCAUAGAGAAGUCUACCAAGGACCUGAACUGGAAUGCACAGUGACAAGUCUUCUUCCGGGGAAGGCGUAUAGCUUUCGACUGCGUGCUGCAAACAAAGCUGGGUUUGGUCCGUUUUCUGAAAAGUGUGAAAUUAUCACGGCUCCGGGACCACCAGAUCAAUGCAGACCUCCUCAAAUAACAUGCAGAUCUGCAACCUGUGUCUUUAUACACUGGGAGGCCCCCAACAACAAUGGUGCUGAGAUCACGGAGUACCGGGUUGAAUGGGGAGGAAUGGAAGGGUGCAUGCAGAUCUGCUACUGCGGGCCUGGUUUUAAUUAUGAAGUUAAAGGCCUUUCACCAGCAAUUGUUUAUUACUGCAGGGUUCAGGCUGUGAAUAUUGCUGGUGCGGGUCAUUUUAGUGAUGUGGUUGCAUGCCUAACUCCGGCAUCGGUCCCUGCUGCUGUGACAAGCUUGUGGGGAGUGAAGGAAGAUGAAGUAAACCAUUCAAGUUACUGUCCUUCUACUUGCCUUGCAAUACAGUGGGAAAAACCAUGUGAUCAUGGGUCUGAGAUUACUACUUACAGCAUAGACUAUGGGGAUAAGCAGCCAAUUACUGUUCACAAAGCAACGAGCUACAUUCUAGAUAAUUUACAGCCAGACACAACGUACAGAAUACGGGUUCAAGCCCUAAACAGUUUGGGCGCUGGUCCUUUCAGCCAUUCUGUUAAAUUGAAAACCAAGCCACUACCCCCAGAGCCACCUCGAUUGGAAUGUGCGGUGUAUAGUCACCAGAACCUUAAGCUGAAGUGGGGGGAUGUCGCAUCCAGGACAUUACCCACAGAUUCCAUUCAGUAUCACCUUCAAAUGGAGGAUAAGAAUGGAAGAUUUGUAUCCUUAUAUAGAGGACCAUGUCACACAUAUAAAGUACAAAGGCUCAAUGAGUCCACGUCGUACAGAUUUUGUAUUCAGGCAUGUAAUGAGGCUGGCGAGGGUCCUUUUUCCUCAGAAUAUAUUUUUACAACUCCAAAAUCACUUCCAGCUGCCUUGAAAGCUCCAAGGAUCGACAGAAUAAACGAACAUACUUGUGAUGUCACGUGGGAGUCCUUACAGCCAAUGAAAGGAGAUCCAGUUAUCUACAUUUUGCAGUUAUUGGUUGGAAAAGACUCUGAUUUUAAACAGGUUUACAAGGGACCCAAUACAUCAUUCCGUCACUCUGCCCUUCAGCUAAACUGUGAAUAUCGUUUCCGUGUAUGUGCCAUUCGUCAGUGCCAAGAUUCUGCAGGACAUCAGGAUCUUAUUGGUCCGUACAGUGCCACCGUCUUCUUCAUUUCUCACCGAAGUGAACCACAAACCAGCACCAACAAAGACACUGUGGAAACCACAAGGACAACACGGACGCUUAGUGACGAGCAGUGCGCCGCCGUCAUCCUUGUGCUGUUUGCUACAUUCUCCAUACUGAUUGCCUUUAUCAUCCAGUACUUUGUUAUAAAGUGAGAGGAUCCUCCACUUAAAUCCCACCCUGCUCAUAUUUUUUUUCUCCCCCUUGCACAUCCCAAAUAGAUUACAGUUGUUUAUUUCAUGUGUUCCUAUACAAGAGGCGGCAGUUAGCAUAGCAUUGAGACUUCUGUUGCCAUAUUUGUUAGUCACAAUACUAAACCCAUAACCUGCUAAAGAAGGCACAAAGUCUGCCAUAGGCUGAUCUCUACACGUGAUGCCACUCAAUGCUAUUACACUUACAAUCAUUACGGCUCCUUCCAUGGAAUCAGGAUGGCAGUCGAGCAAGGGUAACAUAUUUACAGAGCUAUUUUUGAAGGACACCCAAAUUGCUGCAAAAAUGGGGGGAUACUGUGAAAGGUAUCUUAGCGCUGUAUUUCUACCUCCUCUGUGUCUUAAUUUCACCCUUCUACUGCCUGGUGCGUCGCUCAAUCCUGCAGGCUGUGGAAGAGCUUACAACUCAGGCAGGGACAAAAAACAAAACUGGAAAUUCUAGAGUAGUCUGGAAUAAAAAAAAUUAAUUUAAAAAUGCUUAGAAAAAAAGCUUUUAAUUUUUUUCUUUUUGUCAAAAAAGUAUUGACUGUAGCUAUUCAAUGUAUACUUAAUAUAGUAAUAACACUGGGAAGAAAGGAAAUCAGGGCUAAUUAAAAGAGGCAGAUAUACAGCAACUGGGAAUGGUUUUUUUUUUCACCCAUUUGCACCUUUCAUUUUCUGUGUAAUAUUUCCUGCCAGCAUUAUUUUCUGCUUUAAUAAAACCCAUUGAGCUUAGGGUUCCUGAACUGCUGCUUUUCAAGCUUUAGGCAGUUGCAGUUCCCAACAUUCUCAGCUGGAGGGAUACUGUGAGCUCAAAGCAGUUUAAGGGCCAGGCGUUCGGUACCCUGCUUUUAGGCAUUAUGCCCCCUCCAGCCUCUCCAAAGGGUUAACUAUAAUCAUUUCCAGGGCUGUCUGCAGCACAUUUCUCCUCCAUGUUCUGGGAACAAUGUGGGAGUUAAUCAUUCAGGUAUGUUCCAGCACUUUUAUCUAAAGCAUAUGUAGGAAAGGAUGCUGUUGUGUAUCCAUUAAGCAAUUAAGCUCGAGCAUUGCCUUUUUUUUUAUCCUUUUUUUGUUUCCCCCUCUCACCAAAACCUAAAAACAGAACUUUGUAAUUUGCACCAAGAAACUUUUUAAGCUGCUUUAUUCCUUGAUAAAUCAGAGACUGAUGUUUAUUGUUCCGUCUGUCGAGAAUCCGUACCAAAUUGUUGUUUGCAUGUAGUUAACUGUUGCAUAGAAGCACUUUGCAUCAUUCCUCGUUCUGUGAGCUUGCCAUUUGUGCGUCGUUGGUUGGUCGGUCGGAUCGAUGUAUGAACAGCUGCUUGAGUACCCACUAACUGCCAGUUUCCUCAAGCUUCUCUCCUAUUAACUCACCUUUGUCCUUUCCCCUUUUCUUUUUAAUUUAUUGUACCAUAAUAGUGAUUCACUAAUCUUUUUUUUAGUUGUUUUGUGGGAAUCACAUUUUUAAUUGAAAAUUGCACCUAUUGGUUUAAACAGCUGUAUCAUGCUUUGAAGAUCUCCGAAGAAUCGUAACUACAAUAGAAGUGGGCAUGUAAUGUAAUCGUUCCUGUGUCAAAUAAUCUGUGAUGUAGAAUAUGUUUUUUGUUACAAGAAAUUAUAAAUUUGGGUUUUUCUGAUGGUAAAAAUUCUCUGUCUUUGAUAUGUGAUGUGUGAUUACUUUUCUUUUUUUUCUUUCUUACAAGCACACACUCACACUCACCAACACACACACUCACUAACACACA
Xenopus laevis (African clawed frog) is the source of this 6024-nucleotide messenger RNA. RefSeq names its product fibronectin type III domain containing 3A S homeolog (gene fndc3a.S). Bases 641 to 4249 code for a protein of 1202 amino acids. The transcript is spliced from 28 exons. Gene Ontology annotation, cellular component: endomembrane system; Golgi membrane; cytoplasm. Gene Ontology annotation, biological process: spermatid development. Lineage: Eukaryota; Metazoa; Chordata; Amphibia; Anura; Pipidae. The record is from RefSeq and is a predicted model, not a curated record.